AUGAUAAAAUACACCAAUAGAUUGCUUGUGAUUUCAGCCCAAGCAACCUCUACAUUAUAUAGAAAUUCACCAUGUAUUGUUGCACGUGGUAUACCGUACCGUUACAAUUCCACUAGUACCAAAAAGAAUGAACCUAGUAAGAUUCAACAAAUAAUUGAAAAAAAUAACGCUGAUAACGCUGCUGCUGCUGCUGCUUCCGGUACUGUUUCCACCGCUGUCUCUACUAACUCCGCUGCACCAGCUGCUACUAACGCAGCUACCACCACUACUACUGCAACAACUGUUACCACUACCUCUAAUACUGCAAGCAUUAAACCAUCCCUAUGGACACGUGUCAAACGUGAGGCCAGACACUAUUUAGACGGUACUAAAUUGUUGGGUUUAGAAAUGAAAAUUUCUUCUAAAUUGUUGUUCAAGAUGUCUCUGGGUUACGAAUUAACCAGAAGGGAAAUGCUACAAUUAAAAAGAACUACUGGCGAUGUUUUGAGACUAUUCCCGUUUGCUGCUUUUGUCAUCAUACCAUUUGCUGAACUAUUGUUACCGAUUGCUUUGAAAAUAUUUCCAAACUUGUUACCAAGUACUUAUGAAAGCAGUGUUGAUAAGGAAAAGAAAUUGGCUAACUUGAGAAAAACUCGGACUUUGGUUACUUCCAUUAUUAAGGAAAACAAACAACAUUUCAAACCAAACAAUAUUACACAAGAACAAAAGCAAGUGUUUAAUCAAUUCUAUCAACACGUUAGAGCUACAGGUAAGCCCGAGUCUCGUGAACAAUUGAUUCAAGUUGCUAGAUUGUUCAGCGAUGAUACUGUUUUAGACAAUUUGACUAGACCUUACUUAAUUGCUAUUGCUAAAUAUAUGAAUUUACAACCCUUUGGUACUGACGUCAUGUUGCGUUAUAGAAUCCGUUACAAGUUGUUACAAUUGAAGAAGGAUGACAUUCAAAUCCAAUACGAAGGUGUUUCUUCUUUGAACUCAACUGAACUAAGAAUGGCUUGUGCAAACAGAGGUAUUAAAAUUUUAAAUGUCAGCGAUGAUGUUUUAAGAGAAAACUUGAAAGUCUGGUUAGCUAUGAGAAUUAAAGAUAAGAUUCCAUCCACCCUAUUGUUAAUGGCUACUGCUUAUAAUUAUGGUGAUCUAGUUCAAACUACUUUAUAUAACUCGUUAUGUGAUGUUUUAAGCGGUGUUCCUGAUGAAUUGUACCAUGAGGUUAAAAUCAACGUUGUUGGUACACCAAAGGAAACCAGUGCCAAAUCUAAAAUGACCCACUUGAAAGAACAAGAAGAGAUUAUGAACGAGGAAGUGGAACAAGAAAAGGGUACAGUUGUUAAAGUUCGUGAUGAGUUGAGUUUGGAUGCUGUUGAUAAGCAAGCUAAUGCCACUAAUGAUAAACAAAAAUAG
This is a messenger RNA of Saccharomycodes ludwigii, 1398 nucleotides long. RefSeq names its product Ylh47p (gene YLH47). Gene Ontology annotation, molecular function: ribosome binding. The transcript has a single exon. Lineage: Eukaryota; Fungi; Ascomycota; Saccharomycetes; Saccharomycodales; Saccharomycodaceae. Bases 1 to 1398 code for a protein of 465 amino acids. Gene Ontology annotation, cellular component: mitochondrial inner membrane. The record is from RefSeq and is a predicted model, not a curated record. Gene Ontology annotation, biological process: intracellular monoatomic cation homeostasis.